This is a messenger RNA of Manduca sexta (tobacco hornworm), 1502 nucleotides long. Its product is annotated as thioredoxin domain-containing protein-like. The coding region runs from base 262 to 1206 and encodes 314 amino acids. Lineage: Eukaryota; Metazoa; Arthropoda; Insecta; Lepidoptera; Sphingidae. The transcript is spliced from 7 exons. The record is from RefSeq and is a predicted model, not a curated record.
AUAACCUACCAUAAAGACUACCUUCUGCUCAGAAUAAGAACAAGCACAGAAGGUUCUGAGACCUUCUGUACCUGCCGGUGACAGGUGAAACAGAGAUAGAAUAUUUUUAAGCUUGAGGCCUUAAGCACCUGUAUGGACCAAAAUUAUUUAUAAUAAUUAUUUGUUGAUUCUACAUUAUACUCUGAAGAAAAGGAAACUUGAGGAAAAAAUACUUUGAAAAAAUAGAUAACUUGAGCUCAUGCAGUUGAAAAUUAACGAAAAAUGAAGACAACAAUAACUUUUGUUUUACUAUUCUUCUGCUUGAAUGUUCAUAGUCAAGGUCUGCAGGGCAUUAGCGAUGAUGAUCUAUUAGAAUUAAUAAGGGAUAAAGAAAAACUAAUUGUUUUGUUCACAAAGUCAAAUUGUGAAACAUGCAAGUUGUUAGAAGAACACAUAGAGAGUUUGCAAGAGGAUUUUAAGAAAGAAAUGAAUGCAGUAAGUGUGAAAGUGACUAACAGUCACAUGGCAAGAUUAUAUAAUCCAGGAAAAGAACCAGCACUGGUUUUCUUUAGGCAUGGUGUCCCUUUACUAUACAAUGGUGAAGCUGAUGAAAAUGAAAUAUAUGGUUUCUUUGAAAAAAACCAAUCACCUGCAGUCAAAGAGCUUAAUGAUAAGAUUUUUGAGCAUAUUACUCAGGCUGCUACCGGUGCAACCACUGGAGACUGGUUUGUGAUGUUUUACGGCGCAUCUUGUGUAGAGUGUCAAAGAUUACAUGCAGUUUGGGAGAGUGUGGGUGCCACUUUAAGGGGCGCAUUAAUGUUGCUUUCAAUUGACGGCAAUUUAGCUGGUGUGAAUACAGCUAAACGAUUUCAAGUUACUUCAUUGCCUGCCUUCCUCUUUUUCCGUCUUGGUAAAGUUUAUAAGUAUGAUAUACCAAAGCGGGAUGUGAAGUCUUUCGUUAUAUUCGCUGAAGAGUGGUACAAAAAUACUAAAGGCACACCAGUUCCUUUACUUGCUUCACCUUUUGAUGAUGUUGUUGACUGGUCUGUAGAAAUGAUCAAAUUCAGCAUAGCAUUCGGAUUGGAUCUACUGGCGAAAUAUCCUUGGAUUUGGCAAAUAGGUUUAGCUGGUUUUGGUUUGGUGGCAAUUACUGCAUUAAUAGCACUGCUAAAGGCAGGAAGGUCUAAACCUGCCAAAAGUGUUAAGAAAGAAAAGAAAAGUAAAUAGCCUAUUGUUUGUAUUACGUAACUUGUAAUACAUAUGAGUAUUCACUUGGAAUUUUGGAUAUGAAUUUGUAUCUGAUUUACAUAUCUUGGACUAUGUGCAUUGGUUAGGGAAAAUAUAGGUAAUUCAAUUAUAAGACUUGAAAAUGUAUCUCUAUUAGUAGGAAAACACAAAAAUGACCAAUCUUAAAUCAGGAGUGAGAUGUAAUUGCAUUUAUUUGAGACUUCAAUCUAUGUAAGAAUUAAGAGUAUAAUGCGUUUUUGUCUUUUCAUAAACUAACGAUUUUUUUUAUUAGAAAA